AUGGCGGAGGCGGCGGUGAUCGGCAUGGCGAGGUCACUGCUGGGCAGUGCCAUUAGGGCGGCUGCUUCCGCCGCUGGCCAGGAGAUCACCAACCUCUUCGGUGUGCAAAAAGACAUCAGGUUCAUAGAAGAAGAGUUGACAACCAUGCAGGCAUUCCUGAGGGCUAUCGAGGUUACAAAGGACAAAUAUGAACUAGAGAAAGUAUGGGCAGAUAAAGUGAGGGAUCUAGCAUAUGACAUUGAAGAUUGCCUUGAAGAUUUUGCCAUGGUUGUGAAGCACCAAAGCCUCUCACAGAAGCUGAUGAAGCUCAGGCAUCGCCACCGAAUUGCUGUCAAGAUUCGGAGCCUCAAGCUAAGGGUCGAAGAAUUGAGCAGCAGAAAGAUGCGUUAUGAUGUUCCUUCUUCUAGUGGUACGGAUGACUUUUCAAGCAGCAUGGACAUUUGUCGACAUCAGGGUGCUCACUACGUUGAUGAAGCUGAUCUUGUUGGAUUUGCUGGCCCCAAAAAUAAGAUCCUGGAGAUGAUAUCAAGCAGUGAAAACGCAGAAUUUGAAACAAUAUGGAUAGUUGGAACUGGAGGUCUUGGCAAGACUACUCUUGCGAAGAAGGUCUAUGAAAGCUCAAAUAUCACAAGCGUGUUCCAUCGUGCUUGGGUCACUGUGUCGCAGUCCUUUGAUGUCAUGGAUUUACUGAAGGGUAUGAUCAAGCAACUCCUAGGGAAAGCUUCACUGGAUGGUCUCUUAGAAGAAUUUAAGGAGGUGAAGGUAAAGGAGAAUAACCUUAUGGAUCACCUGAAGGAAGGGCUCCGAAAUAAAAGGUAUUUUCUUGUUCUUGAUGACUUGUGGAGCAUAGAAGCAUGGGCUUGCAUCAAACCUACUUUAUGGGGCAAUAAUGGAGAAGCUAGCCGAGUUGUAGUAACAACAAGAAAUAAAGACCUAGCCAAAGGCAGUUCUAGCCCACUAGUCUACCACCUUCAGGCAUUACGUAGAGAAGAUGCUACGAAAUUAUUGCUGGCAAAAACCAAUAAAAGCAUGUCUGACAUAAAAAAAGAUGGGAUGAAUGAAACAUUUGAAAAGAUACUAAAGAAAUGUGGAGGUCUACCACUAGCUAUUGUCACAAUUGGUGGACUCCUAGCAGCCAGUGAUGUGAAAGAGUGGGAGGAAUUGUAUGCACAACUUCCUUCGGAACUUGAGAACAACCCAACCCUUGACGCAAUGAGGAAGGUGUUAGCCUUGAGUUUCAAAUAUUUGCCAUUUCAUCUUAAGCCAUGCUUUCUAUACCUAAGCAUCUUCCCAGAGGAUUUUGAGAUUCAAAAGAAACGUCUAGUGUAUAGAUGGAUUGCAGAAGGUUUUGCACCUAGGGAUGGGGUAAGCAUUGUGGAUGUUGCAAUCAAAUACUUUAAUGAGUUAAUCAACCGAAGCUUGAUUGAACCAUCAAGACUGAAAAUAGAUGGAACUAUCAAGAGCUGUCGAGUCCACGAUAUCAUGGUAUCAAUUUCUAGAGACGAAAAGUUUGUGUACUGGAUAGGUGAUAAAAGCCAGAGUCCAGCGGGGGGAAACAUCCGCCAUGUGGCAUACUACAAUAGCAACAGCUCGGAGGUAGCCAUGGAAUGGAACCGUGUCCGGCCAUUAACAGUGUUUGGUAAGAGACCCAAAGAUCUAGCACCUUUGCUUUGUUCAUCCCAACUAAGGAUGUUAAGAGUCAUGGAUGUUCAAGGAGUUAGAUUUGGAAUGACACAAAAAGAGAUGGACCAUAUAGGGUCGGCAGUCCACUUGAAAUAUAUGAAUAUCCAGUGUGAGCGUGAUGAUAUUAAUGUCCCUCACUUUGAUGGAUAUUCAAUUAUUUACAGAAUUCCAAGGUCUAUAGGGAAAUUACAAGGUUUAAGAGUUUUGGACAUAUCUAAUACUUACAUAGCAUCGCUGCCAACUAUGAUAUGUGAACUCCAAAGUCUCUGUGUCCUCCGUUGCACAAGAAAAGGAUACUACGAUUUCCUUGAUCCAUUUAAACCUAGAAAAUUAUGGUGCAUUCAUGUAAUGAAGUCUUUGGCUAAUUCCCAUAAGCUGUUCCAACCCUCGCCGGAGUAG
Oryza brachyantha (malo sina) is the source of this 2082-nucleotide messenger RNA. RefSeq names its product putative disease resistance RPP13-like protein 3. Gene Ontology annotation, biological process: defense response to other organism. Gene Ontology annotation, molecular function: ADP binding. The record is from RefSeq and is a predicted model, not a curated record. Lineage: Eukaryota; Viridiplantae; Streptophyta; Magnoliopsida; Poales; Poaceae.